This is a messenger RNA of Ziziphus jujuba (common jujube), 702 nucleotides long. RefSeq lists its product as uncharacterized. Bases 85 to 459 code for a protein of 124 amino acids. The transcript is spliced from 2 exons. The record is from RefSeq and is a predicted model, not a curated record. Lineage: Eukaryota; Viridiplantae; Streptophyta; Magnoliopsida; Rosales; Rhamnaceae.
GUGUGUGUCCCAAACAUUACAUAAUUAUAGGAUACAGUUUCUAUCUCUAAAGAAGUAAAUUAGAGAGCACCAAAUAUAUUAGGAAUGGCAAUUUCAACUAUCACUCAUGGUAGUGUUCGUUGCUUGGGCCUGGCUAUGUUGCUAGUUGCUGCAUUAUUGGUCUCCAGCGGCAGCAACCAAGUCAUGGCACAAAAUUGCAAAGACAAGAGUGUUUUAGGUAAUCUUGUUUCACAGUGCUCCAACUACGUCAUGAAAACGGGACCGAAGGUGAAGCCAUUAGGGUCUUGUUGCAAGGCGGUGAAGGCGGUGGAUGUUCGAUGUGUGUGCAACUUUGUUACCAAAGAUAUCGAACAAAUAGUCGACAUGGAAAAGGUGGUCUAUGUAGCACGAUCUUGUGGCAAGAAGAUUAAAUCCGGAACAAAAUGUGGAAGUUAUACUGUCCAUCAGAACAAGAAUUAGAGAAGAGAAAGAAGUGGUGGACGUGGAAAUGGUUAUUGUUUGAAUCCUUAUUUGUUAUGGAAAAUCCUCUAGUCAUAUGUUUGAGGAUUAAUUUAAUUUGUUGUUUUCUUUUGGUACUAAUUUUUUUGGUCAACAUUUAAGUAUUAAUUGGCAAGCACUGAGUACUGAGUAACUUAUGAGUUGGAAACUAUUCGAUUUGGUCAUAACCUUGAUAAUUAAUUUUGGCUUAUAUGUACUUUCAUA